AUGCAGAAGGAUGCUUGUGCAUUGAUGCAAGGACACGGUUCGACAAACGGCGCCUCUGACAGGACUUGUUGCCGCAUUUAUAGACAAUGUUUGUUUGCAGCAGCGUCGAUGCGCGUCCUGUCAAAGUUGGUUGAUACGUGCCCCUUCCCUGCCUGCAACCUGUCAGACGGCGGAGGCGUCGCACAGGACGCCAUUCGUCUCGGAGGCUUGAUGAUGUCUUCCCGCCUGAUAUAA
Molecule: messenger RNA, 234 nt
Organism: Bipolaris zeicola 26-R-13
Lineage: Eukaryota; Fungi; Ascomycota; Dothideomycetes; Pleosporales; Pleosporaceae
Exons: 1
Coding region: 1-234 (77 amino acids)
Source: RefSeq, a predicted model, not a curated record